Messenger RNA from Dreissena polymorpha, 2310 nucleotides. RefSeq lists its product as uncharacterized. The record is from RefSeq and is a predicted model, not a curated record. The transcript has a single exon. Lineage: Eukaryota; Metazoa; Mollusca; Bivalvia; Myida; Dreissenidae. The coding region runs from base 1 to 2073 and encodes 690 amino acids.
AUGUGGAACGGCGUAGAACAGACGGAGCGUGACUCCUUACAUUUGUACGAGCUUUGUUGCGAGGUCGGGGUCUCCACGGAGGACAUCAAGCACCGGAACUGGCUCAACGACUACACCAACUCCCUUUUCUCGCUGGAAGGUAUCGCCAACUAUGGCUCCGACGUUGACUUCAUGUUUCACGCUAUUUGCGUCGGUAGCAGCGCGGAGGGCGUCGCCCUAGAACGCCUGGGCUCCGAUUGCAACAUUAUGAUGACGCUGUCGGGAACGCGUAUAGCGCCGCAGCGGCAGUCGGAGAGUCCGGCGUCCGACGUGCACUUGUUCAAGGUCAUACAGACGUACCAUCCGUCAUACGUGAGGCUGCAGUGCGUAUUUAUGGGGACCGGACCCAGCCGGUCAAUUAUGCCAACACCGAGUUGCUGCAUUGCCGACGAACAAGGACGAAUGAUUUUGGCAGGCAAACUGUUGAUGGAUUCCUACAGUCGAAACGGUACCGGUAUCGUGAGUCCGCCAGCGAUCGCAGGCAUAAUCCGCGGUACUGUUCAGCCGAUUCUCUGCAUACAUUCGCCGGUGUGGCCUAUUGCUGCACGUGAGUGGGCUUUCCGGGUCCGAAGAUACGUGUGGCCCACGGUCGAACUAAAGAAGUUCAUUCUCCAACACGGAUGUCACGUGGUCCCCAUCGGCAACUCGCAAAGUCCCAACAAGCACAUCGAAUGGCGAUGGUCCUUUUCUCUUGCAGAAAAGCUUCUUAUUCGUACAUUCAAUACAACGCAGCUUCAGUGUUACUUUCUGCUGAAGAUGAUUGUAGGGUACGUAAUCAACCCAGCCGUGAUUGAAACAAUCACUUCGUAUCACGUGAAAACGAUCAUGCUUCACAUGGUCGAGAGCACUCAUCCCACGGAAUGGACGAAGGAGAAGCUAUCAUCAUGCUUUGUCGGAUGUCUCCAGAAGCUGUUACAAUCCCUCGAAGACGGCAGUCUUCCUCACUACUUUAUCCCCAGUCACAACCUGUUCCACCCGCGGCUUCAGGGCGAUUCGAGGAUCCGUCUUGUAUCCAUAGUGACGGGUCUUCUCGAGACAGGCUGGCAGUGCGUCCUGCAAUGUCUGCCACCGAACAUGAACAUGCUGCUUUCCAGACACAAGAUCCAGGUACGCUGCGACUGCUUUGACACACACUGGGGCGUCGAGGGCUGCGAGCGAGACGUCUCGAUGGUCGAACGAGUAUAUACGAUGUUCAACGCAACCAUCCGCGUCGUUCUGCGACUUACGGAACGUCAAGACCUACAAGCAACUAUCGACGCUAUCACGAUGUUUCUGGAGUAUCCCACGAUGCGGGAUCCGGUGCAUUUCCCGGACGUUCCGACGACUGGUAUCAUUAAGCUUAUGAUAAAAUGUCACCUUGGUCUUAGCUAUCUCGGUUUGUCAGGCACCUACCCGUACAACCGGAAAGGCGGCUCGCAGACUCUAAUUCCUACUGGCCAGAAAUAUCUGGAGGACGCCGUUGGCGUGGACGCAGCCGCUACAAAACUGAAACUGGCCACGUUUCAUUACAUGACAGAGAACUACGAUGAAUCAAUCAAGAUCAUCAUGCAACUUCUUCGACAGUUCAAUGAAUAUAUUGUCAACACAACCGGCGACAAAACCCGAAGGAUAAAAUCGUGCAAGCGACCGCAGACACUUCGGAAGCAUCGUUCAGUGACCUCGCUGCUAGGUAACGCUCCGUCAAUAAUGGAAUGGGCCGCACUUGAGCUUAUUUUCGGUCCGUGGGAGGUCCCGUUCGCUCCCGAGGCCAUACAAAUGCUGAAAGAUCGGGAAGCAAUAACGGAUGACGACACGGACCACAAGGGUUUCGUGUUUGUGGACGCUAUAGUAUACGCUUACUUUCUGUUGGCGCUUUCCUAUAACAGCAUCCAUCGCCCCGUCCACCGCCAACAGGCCAUUGAGAAUCUGCAGCUGCUCGUGCGGAACCUCGACGACAGCGACAUACACUACCCGGAAGUGGCACGUUUUCUACUGCCGUACGUGAAGGAGAGGAAGCACAAGAACUGCCUGCUGUGUCACGUGCGGCGGUUCUGAAACCGGAGACACGUUUAAUGGUGCGCUAUGCGGUUGUAUGGAGCAUAGCGUUUAGAGUACCGUAUGUGUUUGUGAUGAACCAUAAAUUGCCACAGCAUUCUAUAAAUGGUAUUAACGAACUACUCGGUUUUGCAACGGGUCGAGUUUCAAUUCUGUUAAGUUAUGCUACAUUCCCUCUGUCGUGCGACACGAGCGCUACGAUAGGCGUUACGUAACUCAAUGUGGCAUUUCGCUGAG